GAUAAUUUUAAAUUUCAAUUUCUCCAACUUCAAUUUCUGGAUAAAGACUGAUUUCCUUUGAUGAUUUUUAAACGAUUUUUUCUUUAUAUUCCCUUUAAAAUUUAUUUUUUUAAGUUGCUUGACUUUACUUUGGUUUUUAUGGAUUGUUGUGCUGAAAUAAUUAAUGGAACCAUUUCUUCUAAAAUGAUUGAAUCUUUACAAAUAUUAUACAAGGAAUUGGAAAAUUUGUUAACGAAUGCUGAAAUUUCACAAAAAAAUUCUUCAGAAAUUUUGUUCAAAUCGAAAAUAAUUCCAACGGCUCCUUUAACUGAUUAUUAUAUGGAAAGAAUUGAAUUGAGAAAAAUAUAA
Messenger RNA from Meloidogyne enterolobii, 348 nucleotides. Lineage: Eukaryota; Metazoa; Nematoda; Chromadorea; Rhabditida; Meloidogynidae. The record is from the annotation of a GenBank genome assembly.